AUGAGCUUGUCCUUUGUCCUAUGGGGCCUUUAUCUCGUGCGUUUGCCAUUCGUUUUCGGCCUCAGGGAGCCAAAGCCCAAGCCUCCUGAGCCACCGGCGGAGACCAAGCCGGAGGCAUGGUCGAGUUGCCGGAACCAGCAGGUGACAAGCUGGCACAGGGGGACAGCCGUGAUGGCAGGGGCUGGGGGUGGCCUUGAGCCUUCAGUGAGGGCAAAUGCAGAGACCAAGAAACCUCGCCUUCUGGUGGAACAGCAAGUUCUUCAAAAAGGAGCGAAGUCAGUACUUGCGCUAAACCAAGACCUCAAAGGGGAGGAGGAACACAACCAUUCAUGCGCGCGCGAGCGCGAGCUGACAAAGGGCGGCGAGUUUCGCCCAGAGGACGCAGAUGGACGCCCUGCCGCCGUGGACUCCGUGGUGCAUUUCCAGGACUCCGUGCAAGUGGUGGAGUUCUCCCGACUCGUGGGUGCGGGUGGAGGGGUGCCCAGCGAUACGGGAGCCUCCCUGGGAUUGGGCCUCCAAAAACGCAUGGUGAUGGAACCCUUGGCAACGGAGCGGCCGGGUGUGGGGAAGUUGGACAAGGCGGCAGAGCCGGUGCCUCCACAACGCCGCGCCCAGAUGCUGCGAGAGGCCAUGGGCCAUGUCGAGUACUGCAAAGCCCAGCGGGUUCAUCGCAAGGAGCUUUUGACCUUGCAGAACCACCGGGACGAGAACAACCAGACGGACGAGGACUUCGAGCCGAUGCCGGAAUCACUCCGCGCGGCACGGAAGAUGGCGCAGAAGUUGGCACGCGAGGUCGCAAGCAUUAGCGCUGGCCUCGCAGGUUCCCAGGGCAAGAAGACUGGUGUUAGCCAAGAAGUCAGGCAGAGAACCAAAGGGCGAGGGAAGGCUCGAGCCAAAGUGAAAGCCGAAGUGAAGCGCAAGGGUGGCCCCAAGGGCUCAAAGGCAGGCCGAGGCAGAGCCAAAGGCAAAGCCAAAGGCAGAGCCAAAGGCAGAGCCAAAGGCAGAGCCAAAGGCAGAGCCAAAGGCAGAUGA
Messenger RNA from Durusdinium trenchii, 1032 nucleotides. The record is from the annotation of a GenBank genome assembly. NCBI's taxonomy places the organism in Eukaryota, Dinophyceae, Suessiales, Symbiodiniaceae.